Molecule: messenger RNA, 5888 nt
Organism: Xyrauchen texanus (razorback sucker)
Lineage: Eukaryota; Metazoa; Chordata; Actinopteri; Cypriniformes; Catostomidae
Product: transcription factor RFX3
Exons: 17
Coding region: 149-2434 (761 amino acids)
Biological process (GO): regulation of transcription by RNA polymerase II
Cellular component (GO): nucleus
Molecular function (GO): RNA polymerase II cis-regulatory region sequence-specific DNA binding; DNA-binding transcription factor activity, RNA polymerase II-specific
Source: RefSeq, a predicted model, not a curated record
GCAACCGUUGCUCUGCGCUGCAGCGCCAUAGUCACCGUAGUCCUGGCGACUGUAACCCACCAACAAUAACAACAACAACCUCCUCCUUUCCGCUCCAUCCUUACCAGCACCUUCCUCCCAUCCUCAUCCUCACACUAGUCCAGUCGCCAUGCAGACCCCAGAGGCAGGUGCUGACUCCGGGUCCAACGUACCCCUUCAGACCAGCGUGCCUGUGCAGCCUGCGGUCAGUUCGCAGCAGGUGGUGUCUCAGGUGCCCGUCCAGCAACAGGCGCAGACUGUUCAACAGGUCCAACAUGUGUACCAAGCACAGGUGCAGUAUGUUCAGGAGGAGAACAACAGCGUUUACACCAACGGAACCAUAAGGGCAUAUUCGUACACAGAACCGCAGCUGUACAACCAGAACAGCGGCGGGAACUACUUCGAUACGCAAGGAAGCUCGGCUCAGGUGAGCACUGUGGUGACGACUCACAGUAUGGCCAACAACGGCAACGGGGGUCUGGCCAUGGGACUGUCUGGAGGCCAAAUCAUCAGCAGCUCAGGAGCUUAUCUGAUUGGAGGAAACUCAAUGGAUGGCUCCGCCCCUCACACGCAGACCACUAGAGCCUCCCCCGCCACGAUUGAAAUGGCGAUUGAGACGCUCCAAAAGUCUGAAGGUUUAUCCAGUCAGAGAAGUUCGCUGCUCAACAGCCAUCUUCAGUGGCUGCUGGAUAAUUACGAGACAGCAGAGGGCGUAAGUCUGCCCCGCUCCACCCUCUACAGUCACUACCUGCGCCACUGUCAGGAGCAGAAACUGGACCCUGUCAAUGCUGCGUCAUUUGGGAAACUCAUCCGCUCCAUCUUCAUGGGGCUGCGCACCCGCCGCUUGGGCACCCGAGGGAACUCCAAGUACCACUAUUACGGGAUCCGCGUGAAGCCGGACUCUCCUCUGAACCGGUUACAGGAGGACAUGCAGUACAUGGCGCUGAGACAGCAGCCCGUCCAACAGAAGCAGAGAUUCAAGCCAGUGCACAAGGUGGACAGUGUUUCAGGGGAGAACUUCUCCAGUGGUGGUCAGCACACGCCCAACACUGCAGAGCAGACGUUCAUCGCUCAAAGCCAGCACCAUCAGCAGUUCCUGGAUGCCUCUAGAGCUCUGCCAGAGUUUGUGGACCUUGACCUCGGAGAGUCUGUGGAAGGUGUCGGCCCAGAGGACGUCAAAGCCCUUCAGAUGCUGUACAGAGAACACUGCGAGGCCAUUUUAGACGUGGUGGUAAACCUUCAGUUCAGUCUAAUUGAGAACUUGUGGCAGACUUUCUGGCGUUAUUCUCCCUCCAACUCUGUAGAUGGCGUCACCAUCAUCGAAAACAGCGGGAUGAGCGAGAUCGAGGGCCGUCUACCGCAGGCCAGACUGGUUCUGCUCUGCCGAAAUGAGGCGGUGCUGAAGUGGAUGAACACCUGUGAUCAUCUGAUGUAUCAGGCCCUCGUGGAGAUCCUCAUCCCUGAUGUUCUGAGACCAAUUCCUAGUGCCUUGACUCAAGCCAUUCGAAAUUUUGCCAAAAGCCUUGAGGGCUGGCUCACCAACGCCAUGAGCAGCAUUCCCCAGAGGAUGAUCCAGACCAAGGUUUCCGCUGUUAGUGCCUUCGCUCAGACCCUCCGCAGAUACACGUCUCUGAAUCAUCUGGCGCAGGCAGCUCGUGCAGUCCUGCAGAACACCUCCCAGAUCAACCAGAUGCUCAGCGAUCUCAACCGCGUUGACUUCGCCAAUGUGCAGGAGCAGGCCUCGUGGGUGUGCCAGUGUGAAGAGGGGGUGGUCCAGCGUCUCGAGCUGGAUUUCAAGGCCACGCUCCAGCAGCAGAGCUCGUUGGAACAGUGGGCAACUUGGCUGGACAACGUGGUAUCUCAAGUUCUCAAACCGUACGAGGAUAAACCAAGCCUCCCCAAAGCUGCACGCCAGUUCCUGCUCAAGUGGUCUUUCUACAGCUCUAUGGUCAUCAGAGAUCUGACCCUUCGGAGCGCUGCCAGUUUUGGCUCUUUCCACUUGAUCCGGCUGCUGUAUGAUGAGUAUAUGUUCUACCUGGUGGAACACCGUGUCGCCCAGGCAACGGGAGAGACGGCCAUUGGAGUUAUGGGAGAGUUUCAGGACCUGAAUACCAUGUCACCUGCCAACAUUGACAAAGAUGAGGUGAGCGAGAUGGACAGUGAUCUGGAUGAUGAAAUGGAGGAGUCCGACGAGCCCCUCGCCAAGCGGGAGAAGUCAGAGAUGGAGGUGAUCCAGGUGCUGCAGGUGGGAGCGAUGGAGGAUGGCAGCAGCGCGGUGGUGGGAGUGGUUCAGCCCAGUAUGCUCGGCUCUUUGCCCCCAACUACUGGCAAUCACACCGAGCUCAUCCUCAGCUCGACCGGAACCAGCACCAUCCGCCACUGCGGCAGCGUGGGAAACACGUACGCCUCUGUGUGAACAUCCGAGGCCGUCAGCUUCUCUCUUUUCCUCUCUUUACGCUUCGUCUCUCACUACUAUCUCACCGUUUGUCUGCAAGACAUCCCUUCUUAUCUUCCAUGACGAUAGCAGCGUGGUUUACGUCACAGAAACAGGAUGUUGAUGCAUAGCUGCUUUCUGUUCCAGCCCUUCGGUCUGGCUACGGGCAAAGUUCUGAUGAACGUUAGGAUGUGACGAGAUGUUGAUUGUAAAGUUGAACGCCCUGAUGUUUAUAGGAUGACCCAGAACUCAAAUCCAAGCCACUAGUUCCACAAGGGAAACGUAGACAUUGAUUCUGGAAAAUACCAUUUGCAGAGUCACGGUCUCUAUUUUAUUGUACAAUUGUACUGGUCAUUAUUUACACUUUUGUUUAGAAUAUGUAAUAGGCCAAAUGUCGUGCUGUUGAGCUAUUUGCUGUCUGGUUAGGGAGUGGAACGUCUCGCUGUAUAACUGUGCUGCUAUAAUCGAAGCAAGCUAGACAACCGUACUGAACAUAACGAGCUUGCCGCUUUCACCUACUGUACUUCUGCGGUCUGAGCGUCUCAAAUUGCCUUCUGUUGGUAGAUUAAGUUGUUUGGCAGUUUGAAGAGGAUUUUACUUUUGGUCAUAGUGCAUAUAUGCUGCAUGUACAAACUGCGUUGUGGGUCUUUUUAUUUUUUAGAAUUGGACCAAAAACACAGGAGUGAGGGACAACUGGCUGUCCUGGGCCAUUUCGAAGCUUCGUUGCCUCUCACACCUGUGCGAUAUUGCAGAACAGAGCGAAAUUCAGGGAUUUUUUUGUACCUCGGGUUCAUCUUAGUGCCUUAAGCCAAACAACAGCUUUUCAUUUCGUCUGGACUGGUGAUGUGAGGAGGUCGUUUGGUUUCGCUUGUACCGUAAACCACAGCGCCCAGAGAAUAUUUGUAGUCCCGCGUGGACAUCUAGCAGCGGAUUUAUCGCGGUGGACAUGUGGCUGGAUUUGUGGUCUGACUUCAGCGUUUGUUAACGCCCGAGCACUCGCAUUAAAAUUCAGGAUUGUGGUUUUGCGCCUGUUGCUGGAUUACUGCUCCCUAUCCACCGUCAAGGCCUGUUCUGUCCUCCGCCUCUUCAGUAAGGCGAAGGCCGCGUGUAUAUGUAUGUUCGCGUGUGCACGGGUGCAUGAAAUUGGCCGAGGUGUUUGUCGUUUGAUUGUCAUGUGUGUACCUUGUCACCCUACCUCACACCGGCACUGCCGGUCUUUGACACAAAAAUUCCGGAUGUCUGGAAUUGCGUUUCGUUUUUUUGCUGGCCCCCGAUCACGUUCUCAUCUUGUCAUAUGACUUCAGUUCUCAUUUAAAUGGACAUCGGCUGCAACCACAAAAGUGAAUAUUUACAGAUUAAAAAAAAGGAAUAUUCUGGGUUCAAUACAAGUUCAAUCGGCAGCAGUCGUGGUAUAAUGUUGAUUACAACAAAACAGUGAGACACUUCCAAUGGAAGUCAAUGGGGUUUAAUCUGUAAACAUUCAAAUACUGUUUCAAAAGUAUAGACACAAGACAUAAACAAUAUGUGUGUUAACAUGAUUUUACUGUCAUUAAAUCACUUAAUAACCACAUCUGUGUGAAGAUAGACAAUUUUACAACUUCGUUGCCAUGACAACGUAACGCUGUAAACCCUAAAAUGAUCGACUGAAUUCUGUUCACAAGACUCUAGACUGUCAUUUAAGGGUUAAACUUCUGCUGCAUCGAGUCACAUGACACAACAGCAUGACAUUGAUUACCUUGAAGCACUCUUACAGACGCAGCGCCAACAUAAGUGCCUCUGGUGAGAAAUAUCUGUACGUUUAUUAUUGAAACCUGUUUGGUUGUAAAGAGGAGAGUCUCUAGUUUCAUUUGAUAUGCCGCUUUAAAACAUCCGUUCAUUUUGUGCGCAUCUGCGCGCUGAUAAACAUGAUGUCCACAUACGUGUACACUGGCACCACGUUUCCUCAAAAGUUGAAAAACAUGUUACUAUCACUACAAUACGCUUCCAUUCAUUAAUGUUAGUAAAUACAAUCCUUAUAUGUAGUUAUGAUGAUAAUAAGAUGCAUUUCAAACUGUUCUGAGACCAGUGCAGACAGACAGCACACUGGAGGUUAAGUCAUGCACUAAAUAGGGAGCAAGGGAGCAUCCUAUAGCUCUCCUAUAACUGUUCUGAGACCAGUGCAGACAGACAGCAGACUGGAGGUUAAGUCAUGCACUAAACAGGGAGCAAGGGAGCAUCCUAUAGCUCUCCUAUAACUGUUCUGAGACCAGUGCAGACAGACAGCAGACUGGAGGUUAAGUCAUGCACUAAAUACUGAGCAAGGGAGCAUCCUAUAGCUCUCCUAUAACUGUUCUGAGAUCAGUGCAGACAGACAGCACACUGGAGGUUAAGUCAUGCACUAAAUACUGAGCAAGGGAGCAUCCUAUAGCUCUCCUAUAACUGUUCUGAGACCAGUGCAGACAGACAGCACACUGGAGGUUAAGUCAUGCACUAAAUACUGAGCAAGGGAGCAUCCUAUAGCUCUCCUAUAACUGUUCUGAGACCAGUGCAGACAGACAGCACACUGGAGGUUAAGUCAUGCACUAAAUACUGAGCAAGGGAGCAUCCUAUAGCUCUCCUAUAACUGUUCUGAGACCAGUGCAGACAGACAGCACACUGGAGGUUAUGUCAUGCACUAAAUAGUGAGCAAGGGAGCAUCCUAUAGCUCUCCUAUAACUGACCAUAAACCCUCCAUAAAAUUCAAGAAAAGUAGGGUCGAGUGGAAAUGAACUUUAGAGGUAAUCAAUAUUACCCCACAAAUGCUGUCGAUCAAGCUUCACUAAUAUUGAUCCCGGAAUAUUCCUUAAAUAACUCUGUACAGUCAGGGGUGGAGAGUCGUUUGGGAAUAGAUAGGUUGUUUGUUUUGCUUUAAUUGCUGUGAAACAGUGACGAUGAUGUUAACGGUUGUGGGUCAACAGCAUCCAUUAGUGUAAGUCCAUUAUCUGCGUUCACUCUGGCAGGAGCUGCCGACCACCUUAUGGACCUUUUUUGUGGUGCUUGACCCAUUAUUGACUGCUCUCUUAUUAUGGAAAACACUGGAAAAUUGUAGCUGGAAACUGGAUUACAUUAUUACUACUGACAUGUUUUGUUUGUUUUCCAAUGACUGCGUGCACGGAGGCUGUUUGAUGUGUUUUAUUCCUCUUAUUAAGUGAAAAUGUAUAAUUAAUCCUGAUUUUAUUGUGAGGGAAAUUGAGAGAUUGAAGCUGUCCAUUGUGUUGACGGUUUUGGAAUAAUAGGGAUGUGAUUUUAAAAGGACAACACGUGGUGAUCAUCGCCGUCCUGUGAAAGAGAUCGUCCAAUCAUAAUCACGAUGACGCCGUGUGGAAUCUGUGGGACGUACUGGAACGUGUUUUUACAAGUAAUGGCCAGUUACUAAAGACGUCCUACUGCUGAAGAUUAUGUGAUUGACCUGUAAUCG